Amphibalanus amphitrite is the source of this 2802-nucleotide messenger RNA. RefSeq names its product leucine-rich repeat neuronal protein 2-like. Lineage: Eukaryota; Metazoa; Arthropoda; Thecostraca; Balanomorpha; Balanidae. The coding region runs from base 324 to 2339 and encodes 671 amino acids. Gene Ontology annotation, molecular function: protein binding. The transcript has 2 exons. The record is from RefSeq and is a predicted model, not a curated record.
GUCGCGCGGGUCACGCGGCAGUUCGCGCGGGUCACGCGGAAGGUCGCUUAGGUCACGCGGAAGGUCGCCAAGGUCACGCGGAAGGUCGCCAAGGUCACGCGGAAGGUCGCGCGGGUCACGCGGAAGGUCGCGCGGGUCACGCGAGACGCGUGGAUAACGAAGUGGCUAGUGUAGGUGACUGAUCGUUGAAUUGUCAGCAACAAGCUGUCAAAAUUAUGCGGCUCAACCACGAGCGUGUCAGUCGGAGUCCGCGCCGAAGGGUGGCUGUGACGGCACUGAGGAUCACUACAGAGUAGCCGGGCAGUCGGUACGGCUGCAGCAGGAUGCGCCGACGGUCCCCUAUACUGCUGCUGCUGCCGCUGGUGUUGGCGCACGGCGCCGCGGCUGCCGUCGACUCGCCCUGCCGAUACGUGGGCACCGUGGCGCACUGCGAGGGCCGCAACCUGACCGCGCUGCCUGCCGGCCUCUCCUUCAACACCACGGCGCUGCUGCUGCACGGCAGCCGGCUGCAGCGGCUGGCGCUGGACCGACUGCGCCGGCUGCCGCGGCUGGGCCGGCUCGACUGCAGCGGUGCCGGCGUCACCAGCGUCUCCGGCGCCGGACUGACGCUGCCCGCGCUCCGCCAGCUCGACCUCAGCCACAACGGCCUGUCGGCCGUCACCGAGAGCAUGUUCCGCAGUCUGGCGGCGCUACGCGAGCUCGACCUGUCGCACAAUAGGGUGUCGCUGGUGGCAGACACGGGGCUGGUGCUGCCGCGACUCACUGCGCUCAAUAUGUCCCACAAUCGCCUCAGCUCGCUGUCCAGGUUCACCCUGAUUGAUCUAACCGAGCUACGCCAGCUUGAUCUGUCGCACAACGAGCUGCAGCACUUAGCUCGCGGCCCGCUGGUCGGCACGCGCGAGCUCACCCUGCUCGAUCUGUCCCACAAUCGGCUGAGCCGUCUGUCGACGGACGCGCUCCGCUCUCUGCGCGUGCAGACACUGGACCUGUCGGCGAACGUGUUUCGGCGGCUGCCGACGGCGGCGUUGAUGGCGCUCAAAUGGGCGGCCGUGCUGGAUCUGAGCGGCAGUCCGCUGCCGCAGCUGGAGACCGGCGCGCUGCGCAAGCUGAGCGUGCGCGAGGUGCGGCUGCGCGUGGCGCCGGAGCUGCGCCAGCUGUCGCGGAGCUCCGUCUCCGAGCUGCCGCAGCUGGAGCGGCUCGACCUGUCCGGCAGCCCGCGGCUGCAGUUUGUGCACCCGCAGUUCUGCCGCCGGGUGCCGCGGCUGCGCCACCUCCUGCUCACCGACUGCGCGCUGCUAACUCUGGCCGCGCCGCCGGGCACACCCUCAGCGAUGCGGGUCAGUCUCGGCGGCAACCCCUUGCGCUGCGACUGUUCCGUGCGCUGGCUGUGGCGGUCCGGUGCGCCCGAGCUCAGCUGCACAGACCGGCCGCCGGAGCGGUGCGCUCCAUUCGUGCUGCCCCUGCAGGAGCGUCAGCUGACCGCCCAGCUGGGAGACACGACGCGGCUGGCGUGCGCCGCCACCGGACUGCCAGCACCGCAACUCGACUGGACCCUGCCCGGCGGCGGCCUCCUGGCGGACGGCGUCUGCCGACGACGCGCCUGCCUCCGCGACGGUACCCUGGUCUUGCUCUACCUGCACGCCGAGGACUCGGGUGUUUACACGUGCACCGCGCACAGCGAGCUGGGCACCGCUCGGCGCGCUGUCCACCUGCACGUGCGCGCGCCGCACGUGACGCUGGUGCCCGUGUCGGUGACGUCCACCUUCGUGACGGUGUCGUGGGAGGUGCGCGGCGGCAGCGUGGACACCAUCCUGCUACAGCAGGAGGCCGGCUACUCGGGUGGCAACACCUCCUACCUGGUCACCAGCGCCGGCGUGCCGCCCCAGUCGUUCACAUUCUCACGACUGCGGCCCGCACACAACUACACGUUCCGGCUGGGUCUGCGGCGGCGGCAGCACGUGAUCGGGCUGAGCUCUCUGCGCGUCACCACCGCGCCGGCCGGCUUUUUGCGGCGGCGCGGCCGGCGGCGCAGCUACGUCAGCCUGCUGGCCGUGGCCGCGCCGGCCGGCCUGCUGCUGCUGGUGUGCCUGACGGCGGCUGGCUGCCGGCUACUGGCCAGGCCGCGGCGGCGCGCGGGCGGCGGGCAAGGCUCCUUGCUCAGUCCUACCUCUACGGGCUCGGACGUGGCGUUUCUGAGCGCGGCGCAGACGGCGGCUGCCGCUCAGCGUGACCAGGAGCCGCCGGAGACGCCCGACUCUCCCACAGCGCCGGCGGGGACGCACAGCGCCGCAGGGUAUGUCAGUCUGCCGCAGCUGACCGGCGACGGUCGGGAUGUGUAGGCUCAGCCCACGGUGGGGCCGACUGGCUAGUGCCGAUCGGACGGCAGAGCGAGACGCGACGGACAGGGGAACCAGACAGAACAAACGGAUAAACCAGACAGGACAGAUGGGUGAACUAGACAGGACGGACGGGAGAACCAGACAGGUAGGACGGACAAAUCGAUCAAGCGUUGUCGAACGUGUGAACCAGGCAAGGUGGCCGAUUAUAGUUGCGGCUCUGCCGUCAACAUGCGACGGAGAUGGCAUUGACUUAAAUGACGACUCACUGUAGAGUGAAACAGCCUCUUCAGCUGGCGGGCCCUCUAAAGGGCUAACUCAUCAUCAUUCGACGAUUCCUGAGCCGUGGAUUUAGAAGCUCAUAUUUUUGUCCCAGGUAAAAAUAGGCUCUUCCGACCAGAUAGGUAUGAACUAUAAACAUACAUUUCGUGCGGUGUUAAUGAAAUACAUGUGUCGACAACAGGGA